Molecule: messenger RNA, 2855 nt
Organism: Striga asiatica
Lineage: Eukaryota; Viridiplantae; Streptophyta; Magnoliopsida; Lamiales; Orobanchaceae
Source: the annotation of a GenBank genome assembly
GAGUAAACCAAAACAUACCACGCCAUGAUGUUGACUGGCGUUAGCCUAUUUCAACGGCCACAACAAUGACGAGCAUAAUCAUUGUUGCCAAAUUCGAAACCCUCUGAAAGUAGAGAGAGAGGGGGAGAGAGAGAGCUCGUUUGUACAAAUCCUUUUUUUUUGGAGAAUUAAUUAAAUAAAUUAAUUUAAAACCCUAGUUUGUCCAUCGAUUAGCCCUCUCUCUCACUCGAAUUCAAAGCUCAAGAGCCCAUCUAAUCUGUAGCCACCGUCUUCGUCUUGCAUAAUUUUUGGGGGAAAUUGCUUGAUUUCUUGUUUCGAGCUGAGAAUUUCGAAAAUGAGCAGCAAAAGAGAAGAGGAGAAAAAUGAAAAGAUUAUUAGGGGUCUAAUGAAGCUCCCGCCCAAUCGCCGAUGUAUCAACUGCAACAGCUUGGGUCCUCAGUAUGUGUGCACAAAUUUUUGGACGUUUGUUUGCCUGAUAUGCAGUGGAAUACAUCGUGAGUUUACGCAUCGCGUUAAGUCUGUUUCAAUGGCUAAGUUUACUUCUCAAGAGGUGGAUGCACUUCAGAAAGGCGGCAAUCAGCGUGCAAGGGAACUGUUUUUGAAGUCCUGGGACCCGCAAAAGCAGAGGCUUCCAGACAAUAGCAAUGUUGAUAAAGUUCGUGAAUUUAUCAAGAAUGUUUAUGUCGAAAAUAGAUAUGCGACAGAAAAGUCAUCUAGCCGGCCUCCAAGAGAUUCACAGAACCAUGGAGACGAAACGAGGCGCGCAAGUUCAUACCAUUCCUACUCUCAAAGCCCACCUUACGAUUUUCAGUAUGAAGAACGCCGUUACGGGAAAAAUGCACCUGCACUCACCAGAAAGCCCGGCUCUGACCGAGCCGUGUAUGAGGGAAAAUUCUCUAGCUUCUUGAGUCCUAGUCGUUUAAGUGGUGCAAAUGAGGGAUCAUAUCCUAGGGUUUCGGACUAUUCUGUUUCCAGUGGAGGUGAUCCAUUCAGACCUGAUGUGCCUAGUCCCCAGAGAGAAAUUGGGAGCCCGUCUAGUGAUACUUCAAGUCAUUUCUCACACACUGGUAUCCAUAAUCCAGAUGGAAAUAACAUAAACAAUGGAGGAAGGGUGCAUCAUCAUGCCCAGUGUUAUCAAAUAGCCGUCAUGGUCGUACGGCGUGGUGGAUUUCUGCGUUACCACCAUGAGAAGUUUGUGAAGGAUGCCGGUUAUGGUGGCGCCACAUGCUGCCAUGGCAGAAGAUGGUUAUGUCCUCUGCUAAAGUUGUCUACUCGUGCUUUUACACUGACUUGUAACUUUCCUCAUCUUGAACAUAGAACCACAUCUUCGGGUAGCUUUGGAUCGUUCGACUCCAUGUCUUUCAAGUCUGUAAAUUCUGUCGGCCUGCAAGAAGUUGUCUCUGAACCUGAGCAAUCCUUGGACAUGUUCCAUAACAAAACUCCUUCUUUUCCUUCACCUCAAAAUUCAAUUCCCACCACCUUCAACGGUUUGGACCUUUUUAGUGAACCCUUUGCACCUCAAAAUGUCACCUCUGCACCUAAAACUCAUAUUCCAGACCAGUCAUUGGCUAGUCCUGUUGAUUUAUUCCAAAAAUCUCCUAGUCCUUCUGUGGCCACAUUUGGUGAGCUGCAGAAUCUCACAGCUCUACCAAAGCAGCAGUCUGUUGCUCAUUUUAAAGGCGAGAAUUCUGAAAUGGUAAUGCCGGACAAUGGAGGAUGGGCAACAUUUGAUGUUCCUCAGAGCUCACUGCCUGUGGGAACUGACAAUACAAUCCCGUCCUUAGAGCCGUCUCCUGGUGGAAAUAAACAUGGAGUUGUUAACCCUUUUUCACUUGAUCAGAGUUACUUGAAUCACAAUUCAGCGUAUCAUGAACCUUCUGCUUCAAUGCAUGCAGUUCGGCAUGAUGGCCUGAAAAAUGUUGAAACCGCCAGAAAUAGCGCCCCUGUGCAGUUGUGGAAUGCAUUUGAAGAAUUUCCUGGACAACAGACUAUUGAUGAUGUACCAAAGAAUAGUAAUCGAGCUGCAGUACCUCAUGUUUCAGAUGCUAAUGAAUCCCGUGGGCUUGGUGUAAAUAAGGCUUUGGGUGGAAAUGUAAGAACACCAAACGAGGUUGGACCUCCUUCGUCUAGCUUGUCUUCACAUUUCGGUAUGCCGGUGCAUAAUAUCUCGACGGUUCCCAUAGUGACUGGAGCUCAUUCACUUGCAACCGGGCUGAAACCUACCAACCCCUUCGAUUUUGACCUUCCAUGUGAUGCUGCCUUGGAGUCUAGCAGUAUGAAUCAGUUCUGGGACAUGAGUUCAUUGCAAGCAGCUCUACCAGACAAUCAUAUACCAGAUCCUCACGUCAGUGGUCCAAAUGGAUCCUGGUUUCCCCAGAAUUCUCUUGCAUCCUAUGCUCCAAGUGGAACCACAUUUGAUCCUCCUCGUGGGUCUUUCGAAUUUAUAGUUGAGCAAGUGCCGAACACCAGAAUGUCGACUGUCUCUCAAGGCCCUUUUGCUGCACCUAUUGGAGGAAAUCCUUUUGCAUAGUGUUUGACAAUCUCUGUCAAUUUGCAUUAUUUAUAUAGAACUUGUUUUGGCCGUUUGCUUUUGUUUGCUUUUGGUUAUUUUCUCCAGAUGUGUAAACCUCUCUGCUGUGUGAUAUUCAGAUCUCCCACUUUAGCGUUUGUAUUCGUUAAUAGACUUAUAGAAACGAGAUAUAAAUCUGUUGGAAAAAAAAUUGUGUCCAUUCUUUGUUGUAUAAUAUUAAUCAAGUCGCCGUAUUUGUGUUAGCCUAUUUCUUUGUCCAUAGCAUGAGUUGUAAAUGUUGCUGCUGAUGAAUUUUAAAUGAUGGUUGAAUAUGAUGUACUUGGCU